AUGUCUUUGCAUCAAAAUUCAUUCUCGCUUCCACCUGCGGAUGGAGGUAAAGAUGCUUGGAUGGUUCUUGUAUCUUGCUUCUUCAUUGAAGCUCUUACGUGGGGCUUCCCCUUCGCAUAUGGCGUCUUUCAAGACCACUAUAGUCGCUUGCCCGAGUUUGAGGGAAACAGCUCGUUGCUUCCUGCUAUUGGAACCACGACGACUGGCAUCAUGUACUUCGGAGCUCCAAUCGUAUACUCAAUUUGCCGACGCUGGCCGCGCUUCCGCAAAAUAAGCGUUAUCGCAGGGUUUGUCGUGAUCAUCGCUUCCUUGAUCGGUGCCUCCUUUGCCACUACACCAUUCCAGCUUCUAGCUACCCAAGGCAUCUUGUACGGUAUAGGUGGUGCGGCACAUUACUUCCCAGCCUUCCUCUACCUCGACGAAUGGUUUUUCGCUCGCAGAGGUACUGCUUAUGGAAUCGUCUGGGCCGGAGGCGGUGCAGCCGGUCUCGCACUGCCUCUGACUAUGCAAUGGAUUCUAUCCGAAUAUGGCUUCCGCACAGCACUUCGCGUAUGGGCAGUCACCAGCAUCAUUCUCGCCACGCCCGCAAUGUUUUUCCUCAAAGGUCGACUACCCAUCCAUCACGCCUCCACCGGUCCUCAAAAAGUCGAGAUCGGUUUUCUCAAAGACCCAGCUUUCUGGAUAUUCCUUUCUGGCAACAUCAUCCAAGGCUUAGGCUACUUCCUACCGACUUACUAUAUGCCUUCUUUCGCUCGCGCUGUAGGACUCAAACCUAUCGCCGGCACCAUCGCCGUUUCCCUGACAAAUGUCUCUACUAUGCUGGGCUCGGUCAUUGCAGGAUGGUUCGUCGACCGCUAUCACGUCACCACAGGCGUAAACAUCUGUAUCCUCGGCACCUUAAUCUCCAUCUUCCUCUUUUGGGGUUUCGCAAUCUACGCACCUAUGUUAUACAUCUUUGCCAUCUUAUACGGCAUUUUCGCCGGCGGGUUUGCAUCCACAUGGGCAGGCGUCAUUGCCCCCUUGAAACACAAAUGCCCAGGUGUAGAGACAGGAAUGGUGGUUACGCUUUUUGCGGCUGGGAAAGGUUUGGGUUCUGUAAUUUCUGGGCCGUUGAGCGGUGCGCUUGUUGAUGCUGAUGGCUGGAGUGGGGGUGGGGGGUUUGCUUGGGGUAGUGGGUAUGGGUUGUUGAUUUUGUUUACUGGGUGUACGGCUGCUGCGCAGAUUGUGGGGUGGUUUGGCAAGCAAGCUGGGUUUGUGAAAUGA
This is a messenger RNA of Aureobasidium pullulans EXF-150, 1263 nucleotides long. RefSeq names its product putative MFS monocarboxylate transporter. Gene Ontology annotation, molecular function: transmembrane transporter activity. Lineage: Eukaryota; Fungi; Ascomycota; Dothideomycetes; Dothideales; Saccotheciaceae. The transcript is spliced from 3 exons. The record is from RefSeq and is a predicted model, not a curated record. Bases 1 to 1263 code for a protein of 420 amino acids. Gene Ontology annotation, cellular component: fungal-type vacuole membrane. Gene Ontology annotation, biological process: transmembrane transport.